GGUACCAUUCGCCAUCGCCAUGACUUUGAUGCUGGAGCAGUAGCUGAGACUUUGAGGAAAGCCAUGAGUGGCUUUGGUACUGAUGAGAAAGCUAUCAUACACGUACUGGGGAACCACACAUGCAACCAAAGACUGGAGAUUGCCAAAGCUUACAAGACAGCCUAUGGGAAGGACCUGAUCGAUGAUCUGAAAUCGGAGCUAACCGGAGAUUUCGAGAAGGUCUGUGUUGCAUUGCUAACCCCACUGAGGGUACUAGAUGCUCGUGAACUUCAUGAUGCCAUCUGUGGGGCAGGGACAGACGAGACCACCAUUAUCGAAGUGUUGUGUACCAAGACUAAUGAAGAGAUCAAGCAAAUCAAGGAAGCCUACAAACAAGAGUACGGCAAUGACCUGGAGCAGGACUUGUGUGGGGACACAUCCGGGUACUUCCGCCGCCUGCUGGUGUCGUUGCUGGCAGCCGGUAGAGAAUCUAAUGAAGGCGACUGUGACAAGGACAGGGCUCGUGAGGAUGCCAAGAAAUUUUUUGAAGCUGGAGAAGCUAGAUGGGGUACAGAGGAAGCUGAGCUCAAUGCUAUUCUGUGCUUGAGAAGUCGUUCGCACCUCAUUGAGGUGUUCCGACAGUUCAAGAGCCUUGCUGGCAAGUCUAUCGAAGAAUCCAUCAAGAAUGAGUGCAGUGGAAGCUUGCAGACAGGGUACCUUGCCUUGGUUGAGAGCAUCCAGGACACACCAGGAUUCUUUGCAAAAUGUAUUAGAGAGUGUGUGGAAGGAAUCGGUACCAGUGAAGACCGUUUGACUAGAAUCAUUGUCACCAGAUCUGAAAUUGACAUGGAAGAGAUUGAACAUGCAUACAAAUCCAAGUAUGGGAAAAAGCUGAUCGAAGAAAUUGAGCAAGAGUGCGGUGGAGACUACAAGAAAAUGCUCAUUGCUUGUAUUAAACUGGAUGACUAG
Candidula unifasciata is the source of this 948-nucleotide messenger RNA. NCBI's taxonomy places the organism in Eukaryota, Metazoa, Mollusca, Gastropoda, Stylommatophora, Geomitridae. The record is from the annotation of a GenBank genome assembly.